AUGAAUACGACUGAUAUCAUUAAUGACUUUACAACUGAAGCUCGUAAUGAUUUUGUAAAUCGUUACAAUGAGCAAGCUGAAGACCUGCUUCUUUUAGAACAAGCAUGGGUUAGAGAGAAGACUGUUCCCCAAUUGCUCCCACACGAGAGUGAAUUAGUAGAAAGGAUCAUGGAGCGUAUACGUGUUCAGCUUGAGACAAUUGAUGAAAUGGCCAGUGACGAAAACACAGAUAAGUUAACGUUGGUUAUUAUAGAAAGCGAGCUCGAGAGAAUACAGUAUUUGCUUAGGGCAUAUACACGUGGCAGGUUGCGUAAGAUAGAUUCAAACCAAGUGAUGGACCUGUCACUGCUUAGUGUUGAUGAACAAACAUAUCUUCGAGGCCAUUCCGCAAUGAAAAAUCAAUUUCUGACUAGCUUGCUUGGAGAGGAGCCAUCGAUACCAGAGUCAGAUCCUGACAACGAAUCGUGUCACAUUUUUGUCCGUGCCCAAGCACCGUUUCCCUUCCGAGAUGAAGAUACCAUGCAAGUAGGUGAUGUUCGUGUUGCUAAAUGGAAAGACGUGGCGCAUGGUGUAGCAGAGGGAGCUUUACACGUGAUAUAA
Molecule: messenger RNA, 600 nt
Organism: Pichia kudriavzevii
Lineage: Eukaryota; Fungi; Ascomycota; Pichiomycetes; Pichiales; Pichiaceae
Exons: 1
Coding region: 1-600 (199 amino acids)
Biological process (GO): double-strand break repair via break-induced replication; DNA-templated DNA replication
Cellular component (GO): GINS complex
Source: RefSeq, a predicted model, not a curated record